GAGAGUUUGGAUGGACCGCUCCGGCUCGAGCAUCCCGUGGGGCGGUGCGGGGCGAUCUGAUGGAGGAGCAGAGGCUGAUGCAGGGAUCCGAGCCCCCCCAGCGUCCCCCUGAGAAGUGCAGCCCCACCAGAGCGGAAUUCCCACGGGGGGGUGGGUCGGCUGGAGGUUGGCUUUGGGGAGGAUGGGGAGGGUGGGUGCGGGUCGCGCGGGUCUCACGGCCGGGGAUGCUCAGGGGGCAGCACGGAGGAGGGGACGCCGACCAGAGCUUCGUCUCACCGAUGAAAACGGAGCCCCCCGAGCCAUCCGCGGAGGCAGCGCGGUGCCGUAGGGACCGCCGUCCCCGGGGCGUUCGGUGCGGCGCCGCAGAGCAUCGCUGUGCCGGGGGUUGCGGCGCUCCCCCUCCGCCCGCCGCCUCCUCCCCUCGCUGCCAUCGGGCUGCCCGGCCCCACCGCCCGGAGCGGAGAGGAGAGGAGAGGGACACGGUUCUGUUUUUUUCCGCUCUCCCUUCGGCUCGUGUUGCAGUGCAGGUUAGCGAAGCGUCGGGAUAACAGCCGGCGGGGAGGAAGCGGAGCUGCCCGGAGGAAGCGGGGCUUUGCGGACGCUGCCUCCAAACCCCCGGCGGCUUUUCUACCUUCUCGCUGUUUUUUCCAGGCGAUGCCACACCUCCCGAGGACACCGGGGACAUCGGGUUUUGCUGAGCUUAGCAUCUUCCCCCCGCCGUACCGGAGGCAUCAGACAGACGCUGCUCUGCCCUGAAGUGAGGACCUGCAACAGCUCCGGGAGGACUUCUGUCCCUCUGUCUCUUUCUCUCUCUCUUUCUCUCCAGUCCAAACCAUUCCAAGACCCGACUUCCACCAUCUGGAAAUCUCACCCCUUUUAUGUCCCUUCUCCUUUUCUACGAUGACUCACCAUUAUUUUUAACUUUGAAGAGAGAGGAAAUUAUGGGGAUCUUGGAAGCCUGUAUUCCUCUCUAGGAUUUCCCCAGGGUCAGAUAAUCGGUCUUACUAAGAGACACUAAGAUUUGGCUUCUCCAGGUAAUGUGAUUUGUUUUCUGUGUGCCAUGGCGCUUUGCAGAGAAUGAGAGCAGCCGGGACACCAGCGGUCGAGGAGGGGGACUGCAGUGGUCCGCGGGCAGCUUGCACCCAAAUUCAGGCAGCAGAGCCCAGCUCGGGGCGGGCAGAGCAGCACCCGCAGCCCUAUGGCCGGGGCAGGAGGAUGGGGACGGUGCCGAAGUUAAAGCGGAGCCGUUAGGGUUACCUGGAGGGUCGUGCCGGAUUGCCUGCUGUAGAACCGUAGAAUAAUCUAUGCACGGUUGAAUGUUAACCCUUAAAUGCAUGCCUGGAAAUGAGCCGAGCCCGCGCUGCCCGGCGGGUCCCCUCCCCUCUGUAGGGCUGAAUGGGGUUUUGCUUCCUUUCUCUUCCCUUCCCCCUCCUGGUUUUUUCCCCCCUCUUUCGAAUUUUUCUUUUUAGCCGUAAAACCCAAAAUGUUCUGUUUGGCCAACGCCGGUUCUGCCGUGCCGGUUGUGAAUAGAUGAGGGUUCCUCAGGUGUUUUCUCCCUUCUGCCUAACGGGUUUAGAUGGGAGUUUUGAACUCUGAUUAACUCAGAUUAACCCCCCGAGGACGGCGGUAGGCAAUGGUAGCGCAGGGAGCCGCUCUCCUCCCCCCAACUUUACUUCAUCUCUCUCUUUCUCAGCAGGGGCAAUUUUCUUUCCUUUUUUGUUUUCUCCUAUUUUAUCAUCCCUUCGCCUUUUCAUGAGACACUUCCACACCUACGUACCUGUCCUUCUGCAGGAUAGUAGCCUUGCCCUGAGUCCGAUCCCACCACCGGGCACUCGGAAGAGUUUAGCAUAAGGAUUUCCUUUCAACCCCAAUAUGACAGUUGCUACCGGAGAUCCUGCAGACGAAGCUGCAGCUCUUCCAGGUCACCCACAGGACACGUACAACCCCGAGACCGACCAUGAAUGCUGCGAGAGGGUGGUCAUCAACAUCUCGGGGCUGCGCUUUGAGACUCAGCUCAAGACGUUAGCUCAAUUUCCGGAGACUUUGCUAGGAGAUCCUAAAAAAAGAAUGAGAUAUUUCGACCCUCUCCGGAAUGAGUAUUUCUUUGACCGGAACAGACCCAGCUUCGAUGCGAUUUUGUACUAUUACCAAUCUGGAGGGAGGUUGCGGAGGCCGGUUAAUGUGCCCUUGGACAUCUUCUCAGAGGAGAUCCGUUUCUAUGAACUGGGGGAAGAAGCCAUGGAGAUGUUUCGGGAGGACGAAGGCUACAUCAAAGAAGAAGAGAGACCGCUGCCGGAGAAUGAGUUUCAGAGACAGGUCUGGUUGCUCUUCGAGUACCCCGAGAGCUCGGGCCCUGCCAGGAUUAUAGCUAUUGUCUCUGUCAUGGUGAUUUUGAUCUCCAUCGUGAGCUUUUGCCUGGAAACGUUGCCCAUUUUUCGGGAUGAGAAUGAAGACAUGCACGGCAGCGGGCUGAGCCACCCUCCCUACUCCAACAGCAGCAUGGGGUACCAGCAGUCCACCUCUUUCACAGAUCCCUUCUUCAUCGUGGAGACGCUUUGCAUCAUCUGGUUCUCCUUCGAGUUCUUGGUGAGGUUUUUCGCCUGUCCCAGCAAGGCUGGAUUUUUUACCAACAUCAUGAACAUUAUAGACAUUGUAGCCAUCAUCCCCUACUUCAUCACCUUAGGGACAGAGCUGGCCGAGAAGCCGGAGGACGGCCAGCAAGGCCAGCAAGCCAUGUCCUUGGCCAUCCUCCGAGUCAUCCGCUUGGUGCGGGUCUUCCGGAUCUUCAAGCUGUCCCGGCACUCCAAGGGGCUGCAGAUCCUGGGGCAGACCCUCAAGGCCAGCAUGCGGGAGCUGGGCUUGCUCAUCUUCUUCCUCUUCAUCGGCGUCAUCCUCUUCUCCAGCGCCGUCUACUUCGCCGAGGCCGACGAGAGCGAGUCCCAAUUCCCGAGCAUCCCCGACGCCUUCUGGUGGGCCGUGGUUUCCAUGACGACUGUUGGCUAUGGAGACAUGGUCCCCACCACCAUCGGGGGGAAAAUCGUGGGGUCUCUGUGUGCCAUCGCUGGCGUAUUAACCAUUGCCUUACCCGUGCCCGUCAUAGUGUCUAACUUCAACUACUUCUACCACCGGGAGACGGAGGGAGAGGAGCAGGCGCAAUAUUUGCAAGUAACCAGCUGCCCAAAGAUCCCCUCUUCCCCUGACCUAAAGAAAAGCAGAAGUGCCUCUACCAUUAGUAAGUCUGAUUAUAUGGAGAUUCAGGAAGGCGUAAACAAUAGCAAUGAGGAUUUUAGGGAGGAGAACUUGAAGACAGCCAAUUGCACCCUAGCUAACACAAACUAUGUGAAUAUCACCAAAAUGCUAACCGAUGUCUAGUCGCUAAAACCUAGUACCGUAUUUAAAGCUGAAGUGGAACAAUUGCAGAUAUUGAGUGCUGCUCUGCAUUGUAGUUAACACAGUAUUUUCUACGGUGUAUAUUUGGUUCUGCAUGGGAAGCAAUAGCCGUGUAAGUGACUUUUAACCUUUGAUUUCCACACUGAAUAACGUGCAAGCAAACAAAACCGAACCAUUUUGUUUCCCUUCUGCCAUCCCAGGCUCGCUGGUUCCCAAAGGUGCGGAGCGGUCCGAGCACCGUGCCAUUAGCAGGGAUGCAGGGAUGCUCACUGGCACGGCCCCGUCCCCAGAGCCAGGUCACCAGCUUGGGGCUGGGGAAGGUCAGGCAGGGCUGGUUGGCUUGUUGGAGGGCUCAGGUUUCCACCUCAGCAGUGCCAAGCCGAACGCAUCGCCCCGGCUCGCGUUUCAUAACGGAAAAUGCUGCAUGCUGCAAUAGUUUGAGCCACUGCAGUAUGCCAGUGAGAGGCCCAGGGGAGGGAUAAUUAGUCUGGCGGCACAUUAUUUAUUAAGUCUUAAGUUUUCUAUGCUAGGCACCGGGAGGGACGAGUAAACAAAUCAAACGCUUGGAUUUUAUUGAUUUAUUCAGAUGAUACUUCCAUCCACCACUAUUUCCAGGAUCACCAAAGACACCUCCACUGACACAUUGAAAAUGAGUUGGGAAAAAAGCAUCUUUUUUUUUUUUUUUUAUAUAUCUAUAUAUAAAACUGGAGCAACUAUGCUGUGGCCUACAAUAUAUUUAUACUGCAGUGAAAUUUAACCAGUAAUACAGUACAGCUGCAUGGGUAUCUGUUGCAUGAAUCUGAAUAUUUAAUACACACACAAAUAUAUAUUUUCUUAGUAGACUAUACAGUAUUUAUGUUUAUAGUGUUUAUAGAUUCUCCAGUGGCUCGGAGGAGAUUUGUGGGGGCUAAAAUCUCUCUAAUAUGUUUAGAAAUGGGAUGGGGAUGGCACGUGCUGACAACAGCUUGAUAGAUAACAAGGCAAAGCCUGAGUGCCCCAGCACCCAGCCCCAGGAGCUGGCUCCAUGGAAGGUGAGCUGAAAGUUAAACACCUGCGCUCAUUAUGGGGCGAGUAAUUAGUCAUUAAUCUCGGUGUCAGGAGCAGAAAGCACAGCUGAUCGGGCAGGGCUGGGGGAGCAGGUGGAAUGGCAGGUAUGGGCUCUCUGGAUUUGUUUGGUCAGCAGUUUUCAGCCAUUUCCCAUACGACUAUUGUGUGUGUGUAUAGAUAUUUAGAGAACGACUAUAGGACCGAAUUCUCAGCUAAUGUGAGCUAUUGGAGCCUCGGGGCUUCCUGGCUCAGGGGCCACAGACAUGAGCUGUCCUGGGGUGUGUUCUGGGCUGGAAAACCCUGAUUUCAAUCCUGUUGAGCCCUCGGGCUGUUGGUUUUUCCUGUAUGGUGGACUGGAUCCAAGCUUGUGCUUCCAAGCCGUUGCUUUUGCUUUGCCUUCUCCCAGGGUGUAUUUGAGGGCUGUGUCGGGAUGCAGACACCUCAGAAUCAUCCCCAUUUCUUCUCCAUUUCGGGUGUAAUCUGGGGAGAGUUGGAGCUGUCUGUUCUGGGGUUUCAUCUGCUUUGCCCAUCCCACUUGGAUUUCCUUGUCUUUCCCCCCAUUGCUAUCAAAGCCCGGGAUGGGCUGGGCCAAGGGACCCCUGUGAGGUCAUGGUUGAGCAAAGCCCCCAGCUGAAGGCAUUUAGCAGCUCCUCCAAUUGGGGUGAAUUGGGGCUGAAUUUGGGCUCGAUCAGCGCUUUGCUGCCGCUGAGUGCAGGUGUGGGAGGGAAACCCGUGGCAGAUGAUGGGAGUGAGGUCAGCUGGACCUUCCUGGCCUCCCAUGGGAAAAAAAUAUUCACAACAAUACAACAAACGGUGCUAGCGUAUUCUACAGCAAUGGUUCCAAAUGCUGCUCGGGGCUGGAUCCAUCCCUCGUGUUGACCCAGCUCAGCCAGGUGGGAUCUCUCAUCUUUAAUAAGUGAUUGAUUCAGGCCUAGCUCUAAUCACCCCGGGUGCUGAGCACCACGCAGGGUUGGGUGCCUGCCCGAAAUCACAUCUUGUUGCAUUGGGAACCCUCUCCUCCUCUUUGCUGCUACAGCUCUGGAACGGGCAUCUCCGAAGCUCACCAACACCUGCAACACACACAACGAGAAUCAACGCAACUGAAAGCAAUAAAUCUCUUUCUGAAGCUUGAAUGGGAUGGCAGAGGUGUGAUUCCCAGGUGGCUGCUGCCCAGCCUCCAUUGAUCCAGCUUGCUGCAUGUCUAUGGGGAUGCGACUGCCCAGCCGUGGGUGCCUGAGCACUGGGAUGACCCCAACUUUGCUGUGCAGGAAAGCACCAGUGCUCAGGGUGGGCUGCUAUGGGCGAUUUGGGAAGAUGCUGACUUUGCAAAGUGCCUGGUUGCUCAUAUCCUGCGAGCUUCAGGCCAUUCACCUCCUGGCAUCUCUGGCCACAGAUGGAUCCUGCUCCUUGUGCGCUCACUCAGGCAGAUUCUAAUGGGGAAAAACAGCCCUGGAAGGAGGGCAUCUCUAUGGUGACCCUUGCAGCUUGUUUGCAGAGCAGAAAGGACCCAGAUGUGCGCUCAGAUGGGUUUUUCAGGGCAGGAAAGGUCUGUGGGGGUCAGAAGCCACCCAUCGGGCUGCAUGAAGCAGAAGUCUGGAUUUCUCCCGCGCACAGAGAAAUGGUUUUCCUAUAGCUUUUAAUGGGAUUUGUGCCUGCAGGUCGGAGCUCUAGUGCUAUUUUGAGCUUUGCUUCUGACUCACUGAUGUGAUCUUGAACCAGUUUUCAGGAGGAGACUGUGAUUUUUUUCUUUCUUUCUUUCUUUUUUUCUUGAGGAAUUUGGUUUGAGAGCCUCCAGGCCCCUGCGGAGAUGCUGAGCAUCCCAAGCUCAGCUUCAGUGGGUACAAAAUUGGGAUGUGAAAUGGCUCAGAUGGAGGAUGCCAUAGCACAGUGGUUGGGUCUCUCUUCCCUCCUCUCAUGGAGUCAUUGGCCAUGGGUGGGACGGAGAACCAACGCUCUCCACUCUAUGUCUGCUCCUACUGUGGUACCCAGAGGAGGUAGGACCUGGAUCCUGAGUUUUGCCCUUUGUGCCAUGGUUUUGGAGAUGAGAAGUGGUGAUUUCUAACAGCCAGUGCACAUCUAACUCUGUGAGCAACCAAUCAACCCUUCAACAUCCUCUGCAAUAUCUGCUAAGGGCAGUGAGGGGAGGCUCUUGUCUUGGCUGAGUGCUUUGGGAAUGAUGGGAGAAAAUUAGCAAUAUGAGCUGAUGAGUUUUUGUCAGGAAAAACCAAUCUCUGCAUCUUCUUGUUGUGUCAAAGCCCUAUAAAUCUGGAUACUGAGCUAUACCAAGAAAAGGAUCUCUAGAUUGGUGUUAUGUGACUGUAGCAUGUGGGUGUAUAAAUACGGGCAUAUUUGUGCAUAAAUACACAGAAGGAGAGAAAAAGACAGAGGAGGAGGAGGAGGUAUUUCAGGAAUGGCCUUGCUUUGUUAUCACAUAACUCCCAGGUCAGCGUUGAAAUUGCUGCCAAAAGCUUGUGGGCUUUCUGGGUUCACAGUAUCCCUAAGGAUGGGCCCAAGGGAAGGAGAUCUGGAUUCAGCCUCAGAGGUGGCAUCAGCUCUUAUCAUCCCUGCAUGCAUCCCAGCAGCUUUUCAGUAUCUCUUCUCUGGAACCCAAAUCCUCACCGUGGGUCCAUUGCUGGUAUGUUUGUGGUGGUGCAGCCAAAGCCAACCAGAAGUCGAAGGAGUUUGCUGGGCUGUGCUGGGUGGCUUUGCUGGGUUUGUCAGUAAUGGUUGGGUUUUGGUUCCUUUGAAUCAUGCUGGGAUUUUAGUCCCGGGGCUGAGGUGUGCUUCCCUUGGGUUUCGUACUCAUGGGGGAUCUCAGUGGUUUGUGUGGAUCAGCAAUCAGUGUUUUCUUUGGCCAGCAUGCUGCAUGGCUGGGGGGUGAAGAGAGGACGAUCCAGCUCCAAAUCGUUUGGGUUUGCAACCAAAAAAAAGUCUACAGCUCCCUCUUGAUGCCCACGGGCAGCACCCAGCACACCGCCUCGUCCCUGCCAUCAGGGUCUGGCAAUGAGGGUCCUUGUAGCCAUCCCUACCCCCACGGUCUUGGUCUCUUCCUGAAAUGAUGGAUCUGGCUGCCCUUAGUCCACACCGUGCGUGGAGAGAGGAAAACCCCUCACCCUCAUUCCUCGUUGGUGGGAUGGUUGGCUUGGAGGAGCUGCUGGACAUCAGUUGACCACAGCCCUGUCCCAGGGGCCAUGCGUGUGUCAGAUGUCAGACACCCUGCUGGUUGCUCUGGGCACGGGUUGGUUGGUUUUUGUUUUUAUUUGAUCAUCCUUCUGUCGUGUAUAAGACUGUAAUUAUCCGUUUGCACUUGCUCCCUCGUUGCUUGAGACUGCACUCUUGUCCUCCAAUGUCACCUACUAAUCGUUGCUGGAAGCGCAAGGGAAAAACAGGCGUUGGAUCAAAGCUGUGCGUGGUGCCUCGUUUGAGUGAAUCGAUAGGAAGAGGAAAUCCAAGAAGGACUCAUCCUACCGAUGCUGGAGCCGAACCUUGCGUUGCCGUGGUUACGGGAGAAAUGGGACCAGGAAUGGAGAGAGGCCUAUAAAGUGGUAGAGGAGGACUCGUGGGAAUUUCAAGUCAUUUAACCAUGCGUUUGCUAGGCAAAAACGUAGACACCAGCUGUAUCUGAAUUGCACAGUGUGUAUAGAUGUUCCUGCUCUCAUUGACGGCACAGGGGUGUCCCUGGGGUCGGGCACAUCCAUGGGGUGGGACACCCACGUCAAUAGGGCUGACCAUUGUAUAUAGGUAUACAGAUCUGUGUACAUACAUAUUCCAAAUGAGCAUUUGCUGUCUGGUUUAUCAUGAGUGUAUAUAAUUUAUUCUUCACAGAGUAUCACAGAUUUUGUAAAUAUCGACACUAAUUAAGAGGAAAUAAAUAUGUAUAUUAU
Molecule: messenger RNA, 8321 nt
Organism: Phasianus colchicus (ring-necked pheasant)
Lineage: Eukaryota; Metazoa; Chordata; Aves; Galliformes; Phasianidae
Source: RefSeq, a predicted model, not a curated record